Molecule: messenger RNA, 1605 nt
Organism: Acytostelium subglobosum LB1
Lineage: Eukaryota; Evosea; Eumycetozoa; Acytosteliales; Acytosteliaceae
Exons: 3
Coding region: 1-1605 (534 amino acids)
Biological process (GO): signal transduction; peptidyl-serine phosphorylation
Cellular component (GO): cAMP-dependent protein kinase complex
Molecular function (GO): cAMP-dependent protein kinase activity; ATP binding
Source: RefSeq, a predicted model, not a curated record
AUGAUCAGUCCAACUACAAUGUUAUCCAAUGCCAUCAGUAGUCUGAGCUUUGAUGAGCGUUGUAUACGUCUGUUGAACAACAGCAGCAGUGGAGUAGGUGGUGGUCAUCAAGGCUCAUCAUCAUUGCAACGUAUAGAUCAUGGUCGAAGCCACAGUGAUGGUGUGUUCUCUCCUCCGUCACACUAUCUCACUCAUCACAUGUUCAACAGCAACUCGAUUGGCAACCUUAUACAUCCGGUCAAUGUCAAUGACGUCAGUCCUCCAUCAUCAUCAUCAAUGAUCUUUCAUCACUAUACCACGACUACCAACUCAUCAACGUCCGCUGGCACUCUUUCGCCAUCAUCAUCAUCAAGUGGUGCAGCUGCAUUUACCGCUUCACUCCCUCCAAUGUAUAUACUCGAGCAACAACAUCAACAACAACAGCAUCCACAGCAUCCACAGCAUCCACAGCAACAACAACAACAACAACAGAGAAUAGAUGGUAGUCUACAUCAUAUUAUUUCACCGCAGCACGUUGAGCUGCAUUCACUUAUAUCAACUCCCCUGACACAGACGUCAACAACAUCAACCACCUCCACAUCAUCAUCAUCAUUCAACAACAACAAUACCAACAACAAUGUGUUAUACAUGCCACCACCAGUCAACGCCAGAGAGAGGAUCAAUGAGUUUAGAAAGGUACGAGUCAUUGGCACUGGAUCAUUUGGAUACGUCUAUUUGGUGCAGCACAUGAUGGACCACAACUACUACGCACUUAAGUGUCUGCUAAAGUCGGAUGUGGUCAAGCAGAACCAGGUGGAACACUUGCACUCGGAGAAGUCCAUCCUGUCGACCAUCCACCAUCCAUUCAUCGUCAAUCUCUAUCAAUCGUUCCAGGACGAAUCCCGGAUCUACCUGUUGUUUGAGUACGUGGCCGGAGGCGAGGUGUUCAAACACCUGCGCGACGCCCGCGUCUUUUCCAACGACAUGGCCAAGUUCUACGCAGCCGAGAUAGUGCUGGCCUUUGAAUAUCUACACAGGAACAAUAUAGCCUAUCGGGAUUUGAAGCCCGAGAACCUGUUGAUCGACAGCCAGGGACAUAUCAAGAUCACCGACUUUGGAUUCGCCAAACGUGUCACCGAUCGGACAUUCACCCUAUGCGGCACGCCCGAGUAUCUGGCACCGGAAAUCAUCCAAGGUACUGGACAUGGCAAGGCAGUCGAUUGGUGGGCACUUGGCAUACUUAUAUUCGAAAUGCUGGCAGGCUUCCCACCCUUCUACGAUGAUGAUACUCACAAUAUAUAUCAAAAGAUAUUGGCUGGACGUAUCGCUUUCCCGGUUCACUUUGAUCCUUUGGCCAAAGACCUGGUAAAGAAGUUACUGACAACUGAUCGCUCCAACAGACUUGGUGCACUAAGGAAUGGUGCUCAAGAUGUAAAGGAACAUCGUUGGUUCGAAGGUAUCAUCUGGACCAAUCUGUACAAUAGAACUACACCAGGACCUUUCAUUCCAAAUAUCCAACAUGAAGGGGACUCUCAUUACUUUGAGCAAUACAUGCAGGAUGACAAGUAUGAGGACCCUCCACCAGGUUACGUCGACCCAUAUCGUAGACACUUUCAAGAUUUCUAA